CUCUUCAGUCCGCCGAUAAACCCACUAAAGGAAGAAAGAAAGGACUCGUGUGACGUGUUUAUAAUUCAAGUGUCUUUUAAGAUGAUUUUUUUCUAUUUAUUUCAUAUCUUGGGUGCCAGUUUCUCUUAAAACCAAAAGGCCAUUUUCUCCAUUUCCACGGAGUUCGGUCAGGAACAACAACAUUCGAUCAGCAUGAAUGCAUUUGAGCGUCGCGUUGCCGCGCUCGUGCAAAUAUAUCCGCACCUCUACGAUCGCGCGCGUCGAGAGUUUACAGAUCCGGAGAAGGGUUUUAAUUCAUGGAAGGAAAUCGCAGCCAAGCUCGGUGUCGACGACCCGAAGAUCUGCAAAGCGUCGUGGAAAAACGCCCGAGACAAGUUUUGCAGUGCAAUGAAAAAAGAGAAGGCAGAGAGAGGAGAUGGAGCGUCGAGUAACGUUACCAAGGUGCCCAAGCGGUUUUUCGAGAUGUCCUGGCUCAGACCUUUUAUUCAGCACCGACCGACUCAAUCUAACCCACCAUCUACUCAAAAGGUGUUGAGGAUGACGUCACAGACGUGCUGUAAAUCAGUGGGAACUGAUCUGUCCAUGCUGGAUAUUGAUGAUUUCAUCACAGAAAUCUGUCAGCUGAAGAAAGAGGUGGCGUUACUGGAGGAAAAGCUGAGGACAAGAGGAGAUGAACUCAACACUGAGAAGUCCAGACACACACAGGACUCGGAGCUCAGCCUCACUUUACUCUGUUAUACUGACACAAACCCCACAGACGCUCAGGACACUGUGUGUGACAGUAAUCACACCUUGAAUCAGGAUGAAUCUACUGAUCAAACCUCCACAGAGUCUCUGGAUUCUGUCUGUAACGCUGGAGAACAGCAGAUCCUGAACACCAGACCACUCAACAUGUGUUCUGUCACACUGAUGGACUGCAGGAAACUCAUGGAGAUCAAAACAGAACCCACAGUGAAGGAAGAACAGACUGAUGAAGACGAGAAACAUGAUGAUGAUUUUGUGCCUUCAGAUGAGAGCGGUGAUUCAUGUUGUGAUGGAGAAACGGCCUCGACAUCAAAACAUCGACUGACAGCACAAACUCUUUCCUGCAUCACCUGUGGAAAGACAUUCAGUUCACAGAGACGUUUAGAGACACAUGAGAGAAAACACACAGAACAGAAACUCUUCACCUGCACCAGAUGUGACAUCAGCUUUCCUACCUUACAAGAGAAGAAACUUCAUUCACAAGAGCACAGACACCAGAAACACUUUCACUGUCAGCCGUGUGGGAGGAACUUUCUCUACUCUAGUAGUCUGAAACGUCACAUGAGGACACACGGUGACGUAAAGUCUUUCCACUGCAGUGAAUGUGGCAAAUGUUUCAGCCGCAAAACUAAUCUUGUUCUUCAUCAGAGAACUCACACAGGAGAAAAACCGUUCGAGUGUCCUCACUGUGGGUGGAGAUUCAGCCAUGGAGGCAAUCUGAAGCAACACAUGCGUUUACACACCAAUGAGAAACCGUAUGAGUGCAGUGAAUGUGGUAAAACCUUCACACAGUCAAGUUCUCUAAAGUCCCACCGAAGAACACACGCUGGAGAGAAACUCUAUCAGUGUUCACACUGUGAUAAACGCUUCAAUCACAAACAUCAGCUCACAUGUCAUGAGAGAACUCACACUGGAGAGAAACCUUACCUCUGCUCUCACUGCGGAAAGAGAUUUGCUCAUCCAAGUUCUUUCAAAGAUCAUCUGAGAGUUCACACUGGAGAGAAACCUCAUCACUGCAGUGUUUGUGGGAAGAGAUUCAGUCGACGUGACAUUUUAGUGACCCACCAGAGAACUCACACUGGAGAAAGACCUUACAAAUGUUCUCAGUGUGACAAGACGUUUACUCAAAGAGUUCUCAUGAGAAUCCAUCUGAGAGUUCACACUGGAGAGAAACCCACCACCGCUCCAUCUGCGGCAUGUUUAAAACCUCUGAAAAAGACCACAAAUGAUACAGAUGGCAAAAACACCAGCCUCAUGUUAGAACAUCUGGAAAAGCCCACAUGAAAUUAGAAUUUAUAAGUCUUGUUUUCUCUUUACUGUGGUGUACUAACAGCGGCUCUUUAUGUCUCUACAUUCUUAGACCAAUCAGAUUUCUCUCUCAGAUCAGUUGAUGUGCUGUGAGGUUCUGAUGGACUCCAGCAGAUGUUAAUACUGAACACAUCAUGGAUUCACUUUGACUGGAUCAUUCAUGACACUUUAAUGACUCUGUUGUACAUUUGGACUACAUUUAUGAUUCUGUUCCUUUAGUCAGUGACAUAAAUCACAUUCUUCAUUAAAUUGUGUAUUAACUCUGGUGAAUUGUCUGCUGUCCUUUGUCUUGUGAGGCAUCCAGGGACACAAACUUGACCUUGUACAGUUUCAGAACAGACAAACUAUGAUGUAUUUACUUGACGUUGGCUUGUCAUUUGGUGUAAGAUUAAUUUGUCCAGAGUCAGAACGUGACGGAGAGCAAAAAUGCGUGAAAGAUGGUGACAUUGAAAAUAACCGGCUUAAAUAUUGGAUUAUUAGAAUUCAUUAAUAGGACAACCAUGAUAGAAAAUUGAUGUAUGAAUCCUAUUUUUUGUUAUAUUCCCUUAUUUUUGUGGUCCAGGGUCACAUUUCUUAUCUUCGUCAGUAUAGGGAGGCUCAGAGAUGACGUAUUUUUGUAUGCAAAACCCGGAAGCAAUAUAGCAAUUUAGGACUUGCGGUUCCAUCGCUCCAAAGUCUAUGGGUUUUUUAAAAUAUUUUAUUAUAUUUAUUAUACUUUUUUUAAUAAAACGUCCGAAAUAAGGUCUGUGGUAGAGAAAACUUCUAAAUAUUUUCACGUUUUAUUCUGGCAUAAAACACACCAAUUGUAACCUGCUUAUGAUUUUUAAAGCCUAAUUGUGUCUUAAAAAUGGCGGUUGCUAACAAGUGACUACUUCCUUUGGCGGGGACGUUAGACGUCAUCGCGCAUAUAAAGCUCACAAAUAAUGCAACAUGGGCACAAAUCUCUUAAAACGUAGAUGCAGAUUCAUUCACAGAGUAAUUACUCACCAGGGAACACAUUUUUAAUCAAGUUUGAAAGAGUUGUCGGAGGCUUUGUGGUGUUGACGUUGAUAUCGAGCGACCUUAAAUCGAUAUUUCAGUCAAAAUUUCCCCAUGUUUUACUCACCCUUAAGGCAUCCUAACUUAAUAUGUCUUUCUUCUGGAAGAAUACUGUAGUCAGAGUUAUAAUUACACAUUAUCGUUAAUAGCCUUGUCAAUAUGGAUAUUUCUCUUAAACAAACGCAUGGAUUCGCUUCAGAAUACCUUUGUUAAGACCACAGAGCCGUUCUUUGAUUGAUGGAUGCACUUUUUGGAACUUCAAAAAUGUGCCCACCAUUCUACCGAUUGAAGUAAAAUGAUACGUGGUAUUAUAACUCUGACUACAGAAUUCUUCCAGAAGAA
Messenger RNA from Triplophysa rosa, 3432 nucleotides. RefSeq names its product zinc finger protein 260-like. Gene Ontology annotation, cellular component: nucleus. Gene Ontology annotation, biological process: negative regulation of transcription by RNA polymerase II; regulation of cytokine production; regulation of immune system process. Bases 193 to 2028 code for a protein of 611 amino acids. Lineage: Eukaryota; Metazoa; Chordata; Actinopteri; Cypriniformes; Nemacheilidae. The transcript is spliced from 4 exons. The record is from RefSeq and is a predicted model, not a curated record. Gene Ontology annotation, molecular function: DNA-binding transcription activator activity, RNA polymerase II-specific; RNA polymerase II cis-regulatory region sequence-specific DNA binding.